Molecule: messenger RNA, 2409 nt
Organism: Peronospora matthiolae
Lineage: Eukaryota; Oomycota; Peronosporomycetes; Peronosporales; Peronosporaceae
Source: the annotation of a GenBank genome assembly
AUGGGCAUCCAUGCUGUUAGCGUCAUGCUAGAGGCUCUCAAUAGAGAUGCCCAACAUGCUACUAUCGCCAAGUUCAUUCAAAAUGAACUUGACGCAGAACGCGAGAAAGUAGCCUUGCUUCACCAACAAGGUUCUCAACAAGCAGAGUUGUUGAGAGAACAAGGUGCUCAACAGUUUGAACUGUUGAGACAGCAGCAAGCUGCUGCUGGCGGGUCGAUGCACUCGCGUCGACCCGAGACUUUGAAGAUUGACAUCUCAAAGUAUAGAGGGGUCGAAGAAGACUCCCUCUUGAGAUGGUUCGUCGAAUUGGAUGACGCCAUAAGGGCGCGUCGCAUCGACGACGGGGAUAUGCAAGUUGCAUUUGCCCAGUCAAAUCUGGCAGGACGUGCCAAGACUUGGGCACUGGGGCUCAAGCUGCACGACCCAUAUGCGUUUGGGUCGUUGGAAGUCUUCAAGUCGCGGCUCAGACAAACGUUUGAACCGCCUAGAGCUGAGUUCAGAGCUCGAACCGAACUCUUGAAGCUCAAGCAGGGUAAGCGUGAUGUGCACGCUUACGCUCAACAUAUACGACAUCUCACGAGUUGUAUAAGUUCCAAUCCGGUGGAUGAACACACGUUGGUUUCGGUGUUCAUGCAGGGUCUUGCGGAUGGUCCCGUCAAGACUCACCUGUUCCGGCUUGAACUAGAUUCACUAGAACAAGCCAUUUCCAUUGCGGAGCAGGAAGACUUCAGUCUGAGACAGGCUCGCGCCAGCUCGACAUCAUAUCGUCAACCGAGACGAUAUGACAACGGAGGUCCAGAGCCGAUGGAACUCUGUUAUGUAGAGAGCGAGAAGGCUCGCUCUACAGGCUACAAGAAGUUGCAGAGAUGCAACAGAUGUCAAAAGACAGGACACUACGCUUACGAGUGUAGUGCCCCUCGUCCAGUGUCUCGCGACACUGGGCGUAGUGACCGUCCACCCAUGAGAAAGGGGCAGGGACGAGGGUCCGCAGUUGGUGCAAAGACGCAACAACGGGAUGGACCGUCAAAAAAACGGACAGGAUCAGUAGGUGCGGAGCACCCUACUGAUCCAGCAACGUCAAGAGAAUUUGUAGGCCUCUUGAUGAAGGUUGCUCCCAACACACAGACAUUGUGCGUUGCUGCUCUAGGUAAUGAGAUCUCACUCAUUACCUUGAAACUCGAAGUGACGAAUAAGUUGUCCCUUCGAGCUCUAGUCGAUUGUGGGGCGUCCAACAAUUUUGUGCGACGCCAAUCGCUAGAAGAUGGUCACUUUAAAUUCAGUGAAUGUGACACACCUCCUACGAGGAUGACGGUACGUCUUGCGACAGGCGCAUCCGUAACCGUCAUGAAGCGUAUAGUGAAGAUUCACUAUACGCUAGAAGAUACCCAAUAUGACGAUGACUUUGUCGUAUUGCAUUUGGAUGACAAAUUUGAUGUCAUCCUUGGAAUACCGUGGCUCAGAAGUACGACUGCACAAAACCUUAGUGUACCAAACGGUUACACUUCGGAGCCAAGUUCCGGCGGCUGUGAGGAAACACAGGCUGCGCCGAAGGUCCACCACUCGAAUAAGUCGGGUGGACUGGGACAAAGAUGUAUCCCUAGAGGGGAACAUCUAGAAGAGAAACAAUCGAUCGCUCAGGUUAAGCGAAACGAUAAUCCUAGAUCGACUGGAGAGUCUUUCGUAGAGGAUCUCGCUGUGGUUGCGCAACCCCAGCUAGAGGAAGUAAAGGGAAUAAGUCCCAAGAUUACAAAUACGGCGGAAAUAAGUUCCCCGAAACCCGCGGGAAUAAGUCCCCGGGAAGACGAAGGAAUAAGUCCUUCGAAGCCUGAGGGAAUAAGUCCCCAGGAAAUGACAGAGACAUUGAAUGUCAUAGUCAAUAACGGAUCAUGUGUAGGCGCUUAUACACUUGAUCUGAUUGCGCCUCCGAAGUUAACUUCGGAGAUCACUCAGUUGCCAACGCUCGAACAUAAAAGGUUCUUGCGUGAUCUGCGUAGUGGCAAAGUCAAGCAGAUCUGCAUACUCGUCGCUGACGACGAGUAUGUAACCGACAUAAGGUCAGCAACAGUGUUUACUGAGAACGAGAGAGUUCUCAGUAGUUCAUCUAUGGACGAGAGUGUCCUAGAUGAAAAGACACGAAUUGAGCGAUAUGAGUCCCAAUCAUGGGAAUCGCUCAAGGAAAACCCUCUCUAUGAGGAUUUGGUUGAAUUCAAGGAUGUAUUCCCUGAAACUGUUCCGUGCGAAUUACCGAAGGAUAAAGGUAUUCGACACGAAGUCGAGCUUAAACCAGGCUCGAAGUACUGUGUCAUGAAGCAGUGGCCACUGCCUCGUGAACAAGUACUUGCGAUCGACAAGUUCUUUGCCGAUCGUUUAGCAGCCAGGCCAUGUGAGGGAAUCAACUUCCCCACAUAG